AUGCUGUUACAAGUACUAGUGUCAUUUGAGGAUGUGGCUGUGGACUUCACCUGGGAGGAGUGGCAGGACCUGGAUGAUACUCAGAGGACUCUGCACAGGGACCCGAUGUUGGAGACCUACAGUUCCCUGAUGUCACUGGGACAUUGCAUCAGCAAACCUGAAGUGAACCUGGAGCAAGGAGCAGAGCCGUGGAUGGGAGAACUCCCAAAUGAGAGCAUCAAUGUGAAGAAAAUGGAUGAUUUAAUUGAGACUAACCAGGGAAGUCAAGAUAGCCAUUUCUGGCAAGAUGUAAUGAACACCAACAACAUGUUAACGGAGAAAAGAGAUGGGUUAGGAGACACUUUUUCUUUGAUCCCAAAUUGUAUUUCAGAUUUGAUUAUAAAUAAUGGAAAGUACUCACAAAUGACGCCUGAAGAGUUUAAUAUAUGUCAGAACUCUCAUCUCUCUUUUGAGCCUGAGGAGAUGCAUCCUGGAGAGAAAUCUGGUGAUGACUAUAACAUAACUGAGACAUUCCUCAGAUGUCCUGAACAUUUUGAUCAGCAUCAAGAGUGUACUCUCAAACAAAAUCAACAAAUACAAACAGAGAUGACAUCCUGUGACUAUCUUGAAUGUGAGAAAAACAUCAUUAGCAAAUUAGAUUUUCCAGUACAUCUGGGGACACAUACAGGGCAAAGACCCUACUCAUGUAACCAGUGUGAGAAAUCCUUCAGCUAUGGGUCAGACCUUACAGUCCAUUGGAAAACUCACACAGGUGAGAAUCCUUACAAAUGUACUGAAUAUGUUCAAUCAUUUUACCAAAAAUCCGACCUCAGAGACCCUCAGAGAAUUCACACAGGGGAGAAACUAUAUAAAUGUACUCAGUAUGGAACAACUUACAGCCGGGAGUCAAACCUCACACUAAAUGAGGCUGUCGACACUGUGGUGAAACUCUAUGAAUGUAAUCAAUGUGGAAAAACUUUUCGCCAGAAAUCACACCUCACUCGACAUGAGAAAAUCCACACUGGGGAGAAAUCCCAUGAAUGUAAUCAAUGUGGAAAAACCUUUGGCCAGAAGUCCAACCUCAGGAAUCAUCAGAGAACUCACACAGGGGAGAGACCCUAUGAAUGUAAGCAGUGUAGAAAAACCUUUUGCUGGAAGUCACAAUUGACAUAUCAUGAGGCUGUCCACACUGGGGAGAAACACUAUGAGUGUAAGCAGUGUGGGAAAACCUUUUAUCAGAAGUCAGGUCUCAGGAAACAUCGAAGAAUUCACACUGGGGUACCACCCUAUGAAUGUAAUGAAUGUGGAAAAUCCUUUGGCCAGAAGUUCAAUCUCAGGAAGCAUCAAAGACUUCAUAUAGGGGAGAGGCCCUACAAAUGUAAUCAGUGUGGAAAAACCUUUUUUUGGAAGUCACAACUGAGUCAACAUGAGGCUGUCCACACUAGAGAGAAACACUAUGAGUGUAAGCAGUGUGGAACAACCUUUUAUCAGAAGUCAGAUUUCAGGAAACAUGAAAGAAUUCACAUUGGGGAACCACCCUAUGAAUGUAACGAAUGUGGAAAAACCUUUGGCCAGAAGUUCAGUCUCAGGAAGCAUCAAAGACUUCAUACAGGGGAGAGGCCCUACAAAUGUAAUCAGUGUGGAAAAACCUUUUGUUGGAAAUCACAACUGAAUCAACAUGAGGUUGUCCACACUGGAGAGAAACACUAUGAGUGUAAGCAGUGUGGAAAAACCUUUUCCCGAAAGUCCAGUCUCAGAAAACAUCAGAAAACUCACACAAGUGAGAAAUCCUAUGAAUGUAAUGAAUGUGAGAAAACUUUUACCAGAAGUCCUACCUCAGGAAACAUCAAAGAAUUCACACAGGGGAGAAACCUUAUGGAUGCAAUCAAUGUGGAAAUCCCUUUUCCCAGAAGUCAGACCUCAGGAAGCAUCAAAGAAUUCAUACUGGGGAAGAACCCUAUGAAUGUAAUGAAUGUGGAAAAGCCUUUGCCCAGAAGUCAGACCUCAGGAUACAUUAGAGAAUUCACACAGGAGAGAAACCCUAUGAAUGUAAUCAAUGUGGGAAAACCUUGGCAGGAAGUCACAGCUGACUGGGAAGAAACCCUAUUAAUGUAA
This is a messenger RNA of Marmota monax (woodchuck), 2094 nucleotides long. RefSeq names its product zinc finger protein 883-like. The coding region runs from base 1 to 2094 and encodes 697 amino acids. The record is from RefSeq and is a predicted model, not a curated record. Gene Ontology annotation, biological process: negative regulation of transcription by RNA polymerase II. The transcript is spliced from 3 exons. Gene Ontology annotation, molecular function: DNA-binding transcription repressor activity, RNA polymerase II-specific. NCBI's taxonomy places the organism in Eukaryota, Metazoa, Chordata, Mammalia, Rodentia, Sciuridae.